AUGUCUGGAAAGAGAACGCAACAUUCAGAAACAGCAGUGUCUGGCUCUAAGAGGUCGAGGGUCGAGGAACAAGCUCCGACGCAAACACGUGAUAGUCACGCUUCUGGUGAUCCGGAAGGUGCUGAUGGAGGUAAGGAUCGCAAUGAAGUUUCCACCAAACUCGAAGAAAACGAUAGCAACAAUAAGCCGGAAGACAAUUCUGAGAAGGAGAAGAUUAAUGGCGAUGAGACUGACUCUACUGUCCUGAGUGCCGUUAGUGCUGCUGCCACGGCCGCUGCGGCAACUGCCGCUGCCGUUGAAGCCAAUGUGGCCGCAAAGUUGGAAGCAGCAUUGCCACCACAUUCUGUUAAUGCAACUUUAACCGUUCCCCAAGUUACUCAGCUUCCUCCGGAGAUGGGAAAGCCUGCCCAUGGAACUGAGGAAUGGCAUCGGUUGAGAAAGUUGAACCAUAAGGAGGUUGAAAGAAGAAGAAGAGAGUCAAUAAAUAUGGCCAUCCAUGAGCUUCAGGACUUACUACCUACCCACAAUAGUAAUAAAUCGCAGAUUAUCAAGCGUGCUGCUGAAUACAUUCGAAGAUUGAAGGAGAAUGAGAGUGCCAACAUUGAGAAAUGGACUUUGGAAAAGCUAAUCAUGGACCAAACAGUCAACGAGUUGGCCAAUUCCAACGAGAAACUUAAGAGUGAAUUGGAGAAGGCUUACAGAGAGAUUGAGCACUGGAAGAAGGUAUUCUUCGACACUCAGAAAGAGAUCGACAGACUUAAAAAGCUCAACAAUGCCGAGAAGAGCUAA
Brettanomyces nanus is the source of this 789-nucleotide messenger RNA. RefSeq lists its product as uncharacterized. Bases 1 to 789 code for a protein of 262 amino acids. The record is from RefSeq and is a predicted model, not a curated record. NCBI's taxonomy places the organism in Eukaryota, Fungi, Ascomycota, Pichiomycetes, Pichiales, Pichiaceae. Gene Ontology annotation, cellular component: nucleus. The transcript has a single exon. Gene Ontology annotation, molecular function: DNA-binding transcription factor activity; protein dimerization activity.